Molecule: messenger RNA, 1339 nt
Organism: Spea bombifrons (plains spadefoot toad)
Lineage: Eukaryota; Metazoa; Chordata; Amphibia; Anura; Pelobatidae
Gene: EBNA1BP2
Product: EBNA1 binding protein 2
Exons: 10
Coding region: 122-1042 (306 amino acids)
Biological process (GO): ribosomal large subunit biogenesis; rRNA processing
Cellular component (GO): preribosome, large subunit precursor; nuclear periphery; nucleolus
Source: RefSeq, a predicted model, not a curated record
CGCUGUACCUCACACGUGAGUGGUUGCUCAGGGCUCUACGUUACGUAGGAGGAAGUGAGGAUCUUGGGGUUUCCGGGCGACUACACGUGAAGACCUCCGUGUUACUAAUUUAAAAGUAACUAUGUCGGACUUUGAGGAGGAUAACACAUCGGCUUCGGAUUCUGACAUUGAUCCGUCUGAGCUGACAGAGAAAGAGCUCCAGGAAGCGUUCUCGCAGGGGAAAAUUAAGCCUGGCUUAAAUGUGGUUUUGGAAGGAAAGAAGAAAUCAGCCAAUGACAUAUCUGGCUUGAAGCAGAGUCUACUGGAUCUCAAAAACGAUUUUCCCUGGGUAGAGCGGCUGGAUGUCACCGAGGCUCCUGUACCAGAAACGCCGGGACAGAGCGGAGAGACGGCCAAAAACCCUUCUGACGUUAACGCGGAGGAUGACUUUCAGAGAGAGAUUUGCUUUUACCGGCAAGCACAGGCUGCUGUGCUCUUUGCUCUGCCCCGUCUUCUCAAGCUGAAGGUAGCAACCAGGCGCCCGGAUGAUUACUUUGCAGAGAUGGCAAAGACUGACCAGCACAUGCAGAAGAUUCGACACAAGCUUCAGUCAAAGCAGGCGGCGAUGGAGAAAUCUGAAAAGGCCAAACAACUGAGAGCUUUGAGGAAAUACGGCAAAAAGGUGCAAACUGAAGUUUUGCAGAAGAGACAGAAAGAAAAAUCAGCCAUGAUGACUCAAGUAAAGAAAUAUCAGAAAGGUCUUUCUGACAAGCUAGAUUUCCUAGAGGGUGAUCAACCCCAGAAGAAAGCCAGUGGAUCUGCCGUUCAGAAGAAAAAGGGACCCAACGCAAAACGGCGCUACAAGGAUGAGAAAUUUGGCUUUGGUGGAAGGAAGAAAGGCUCGAAGAGAAACACAAAAGAGAGUGUUAACGAUGUACCCGGUUUCCGCAAAAGCGCGGCGCAUGGAAGAGGCCCCUCCCGGCCUGGCAAGAAGGGAGGAAAGAACGCCAACAAAAGACCCGGUAAAAGCGUAAGACAGAAGAUUAAGAACAAAGGCAGAUAGAAUGCCGUUUAAGAGGCACGUUGAUCGUUCAGGAACCCUACGUUUUCUCCUAAUGACCAUUUUUUACGCAAUGGAAUAUUCUUCGUGGCGGUGCCCGAUCUACACAAAUGGAAAAGUACAACCGUGGAGAUGGAUCUGCCUGAUUGCUUCUCCGGCCUGAGGAUUGUAUUAUUCAAGAAGUGUCUCUUAAGUGAACUAUUAAGUCUGAUGCAGGGCAAUGAUCUGCGCUCGCUGUUUUUACGCAGUUUUUUUUUUUGUUGUCCAGAAAAACCAUUAAAAAAAUAUAUUGUUGUACAA